GUCGCUUGUGUUGCCCGGGUGUGUGGCUGUGAGAGUGUGAGAAAGACUUGUACGGGAAGAAGAGAAUAGACCGUAGACGUGUGUGGGUGCGAUUUAAAUAUCUGGUGUUCUCAGGUGGCACCCAGCAUUUGGAUUGACACCGACAACAAGACAACUCCAUUGGAUCUAUUAUUUCUACUAACAUCUGUUAAUUUGAGGCGUAAAAAUGUCCGGGCAGAGCAUUACGGACCGGAUAACCGCAGCUCAACAUAGUGUCACCGGUUCGGCUAUUUCCAAAACUGUGUGUAAGGCGACCACACACGAAAUAAUGGGGCCAAAGAAGAAACAUUUGGAUUACCUGAUCCAGUGCACAAAUGAGAUGAAUGUGAACAUCCCUCAGCUGGCCGACACACUGUUUGAGCGGACCGCCAACACCAGCUGGGUGGUGGUCUUCAAGUCCCUCACUACCACACACCACCUGAUGGUCUACGGCAAUGAGAGAUUUAUUCAAUAUCUGGCUUCCAGAAACACUCUCUUCAACCUAAGCAAUUUUCUGGACAAAAGUGGUUUACAAGGUUACGACAUGUCAACAUUCAUCAGGAGGUAUAGCCGUUACCUGAAUGAGAAGGCUGUGUCCUACAGACAAGUUGCUUUUGACUUCACUAAAGUGAAAAGAGGGUCGGAUGGUGUAAUGAGAACUAUGAACACAGAGAAGCUCCUGAAGACCAUUCCCAUCAUCCAAAACCAGAUGGACGUCCUACUCGACUUCAAUGUCAAUGCCAAUGAACUGACCAAUGGUGUGAUCAAUGCUGCCUUCAUGCUUCUGUUCAAAGAUGCCAUUCGACUGUUUGCAGCCUACAACGAGGGGAUCAUAAACCUUCUUGAAAAAUACUUUGACAUGAAGAAAGUCCAGUGCAAAGAAGGUCUCGACAUCUAUAAAAAAUUCCUCACACGAAUGACUAGGAUUUCAGAGUUUCUCAAAGUUGCAGAGCAAGUAGGAAUUGACCGAGGAGAUAUCCCAGAUCUGUCUCAGGCCCCCAGUAGCCUGUUGGAUGCCCUGGAGCAGCAUCUGGCCUCUUUAGAAGGAAAGAAAGUCAAAGAUUCAACAGCGGCCAGCAGGGCCAGCACUCUCUCCAAUGCAGUGUCGUCUCUGGCUAACACGGGCAUAUCCUUCACCAAAGUGGAUGAGAGGGAAAAGCAGGCUGCACUGGAGGAAGAACAGGCUCGUCUAAAAGCACUAAAAGAGCAGCGUCUGAAGGAGCUCCAGAAGAACCCAACAGCGGCCACCACAGACUCCUCUCCAGUCUCCACAAUGGGAGGCACCAUCAACUCUGCCCCAGCUAUUGACCUCUUCUCCACUCCUAGCUCCAACAACAGUAGCUCCAAAGCCGCCAACGACCUUCUGGACCUGCAGCCCGCCUUCCAACAGCCACUGCCCCUGUCCACAGGCAGCACAUGGGGAGAUCCCUUUGCCUCUUCUGCCGAUGUUGCGGAGGACAUUCCCAACGCAAACCCUUUCCUCACUCUUCCUGUUGUCGAUGCUGUCCACCUGUCCAUGGCACCCUCAGACAAUGGGAGCCUGUCCUCUAGAACGCCUAACCAUGAAAUGUUCGAUCAUUACUAUCCCCUUUUUGAUUCAAGCUCUUCUUUGGCGUCUGAUUUUGAUUCUGCAUAUGAUGUAGAGCAGAUUAUCUCAGACUCCUUCUGUGGGCCAAACCCUUACGCCACCACUCCUCUGUACCAUUCUGAGCCCACUGCUGUAGCUGGUCUAUUCAGAGGGUUCAAUGCCUCCCCAACGCCACAGAACUCCCAAGGCCUUAAUGUCGACUUUGAUUCAGUCUUUGGGAACAACACCAAUGCCAACAACCUGGAUUCUACAGAUGUUUUAGGUGGCAUCCUCAAACCUACAGUGGCGUCUUCACCCAACCAAGCCCUGACCCCCAACGGACAGCAGGCGAACAAGCUUGUGUCAAAUGACCUGGACUCCUCACUGGCCAACCUGGUCGGCAAUUUGGGGAUUGGCAAUGGAACAGCAAAGAAUGAUCUGCACUGGAGUCAGCCUGGAGAGAAGAAGCUAACUGGAGGAACUAACUGGCAGCCCAAGACGGCUCCCUCCACCACCUGGAACCCCGCUACCAUGAACGGCAUGCUAUUCCCACAAUAUGCACCAUCUGUCAUGGCCUUCCCUGCAACCACCCCGACGGGCAUGAUGGCAUAUGGAAUGCCUCCUCACAUUGGCUCCAUGAUGAUGACCCAGCCCACAAUGAUGUAUACUCAGCCAGUGAUGAGGCCGGCCAACCCCUUCGGUUCUGCUUCUGGUGCACAGAUGCAGUUCAUGUAACCUCUACACAGGAAGGAGUUUUUCCACCUGAAGAUUAUAAUCAGUCAAAACUCAAAAGCAAGCCUCGGUUUGCUUCUAACAAACUCAUCGCCCUCUGAGACGGAACGGCCCGACACGGACUCGAGUAAUACAACCACUGACCCCACGAGGGGCCUCUCAGAGCAGCAUCAGUGUGGACAUUGUGCCCAUCUUGUCACGUCUGCGUUAAUAGGAGAAGUUUGUCUACAUUUACAAACCAAGGACACGGUUUGAUCAGACUCUGCUGCCAGCUGGACUCAAUAAAGGGAACAUUUUCACAUCAUUGUACCAGAAGAAGAACAGUAACGACGUUCAAAGCAGUCUUUCGUUGUCCCAGGAAGUUCUACCAAUCAUUAGUAUCUAGAUUUGAAAAAAAUAUCACCGUUCUCCUGUUGAUACCACGCCUUUUCUUUCAUUUUGUAUAUUGUUUGCAGUAGACAUUCCUUGUUUUGUUUUGUUUGUAUUUAUUUAUAAUUACCUGCAAAGAGGAUGAUAUUAAAAAGGAAAUGUAUCUAGUCAUUGGCCCCCAUCAUGGCGGCUCUUCAGGUUUAUAUACAUAGGUAUGACUGGUUGUAGACUUGGAUUUGGAGUGAUUGAGAUGAUUUUUAAAAGAAGUUAAUAUAAAGAGAUGUGUUGUUUUGCUGUCGGGGAUCUGAAUAUUCUCUGUACUCGCAUGAGGCCUUGUACAGUUUACCGUGGCCUAAAGGUCGCUGUAUACAUGUGUAUGGACCAGGGCUGGGCGAUAUCGUGAGUAAAAAAAUCUAAUCUAGAGACAAUUAUGAUGUUUUGGUGAGAUCGGCAACUUUAGGGAUGAAUCAAAUCGAUAAAUGUAUUCAAAACCACAAUUACCGUAAGAAAAAUAGAGGGCCUAAAACGAGAAUCAUGAUAAAACUACUGUUGUAUCCCUUCUAUCUAGACACUUUUAAUCACCCGCUCCUCCUAUUGGUCAGACUCCAUGUUCUGAGUGAGUGACAGCUGAUUUAACCAAUCGGAGCGAAGUGUGAACUCUCAGAAGCUGAAGAUGAGUUUAGUUAUGCCUUUAAUAAUGGCAGGUGAAAAGAUAUGAACUGCAUCAGGGCUGCAGUAACUGAUGGGAAUAAUUGUGACUAAUCAACUGUUUAAAUUGUAUUUUGAAUUUCGAUAUCGAUAUAUGGACUAAAUAGACUGAAGCACAUGCCAAAAGACUCACAGAGCACAGGUUACGGCUGCAAAUUGACGGGUUAACUACUGCUAUUAGCUGCUGUUAGCUACUCCUCAUCUGGGAGAACACUCACAGUAGUUCUUUUGCCCUCUCUCUCUCGCCUUCGGUUAUCUCUUUGCCCUCCCUCCAGACCUCUCCCUCUCUCCCUCCCUUCCUUCCUCCCUCACUCACCCUCUCUCAUUCUUAAAUCAAAAUGCUAAACUGUAGUAUUUCUGAUUUCCACCUGUAGUUAACCAUUGUAUCUAGAAGCCUUCAAGCACCAUGUUUCAACCCUUUUGAUUGUUUAACCCUAACAAUUUGACUAGUCUACCUAUUAAACAUAAACUGCAUCAAUCCCAAUUUUGAAAAAUGGAAAUCAUCAUCUCUGCUCUAAAAAAAAAAAAUCCUGCUAACAUUACUUUUCCCAUAUCGCCCAGCCCUCGUAUGGAUUAAAAAAAAAAGACGAAAUCAUAACCUUUAACCCCUGAUGCUUAGUGGACUCCGUCUGUACCGACCUGUGGAGGGAACACGUUUGACUUCAGCUCUACACACAUCUGGAGUGUGGUGCUACAUUGCAUUGGAAUCUACAUUAGAGCUUUUAGCCGCUUUAGCAUGUCAUUUAUUCUUACAUUUAACAGCGCUCCAGGCUGCACCUCCAACAUGAAUGUGCACAGCUCCCAUCAUGCUUAGCUCAUGUUUACAUAUGUGUGCGUUAGCUAGGGCAUUUGGGACAGUUAGGGUUAGGGUUUAGGGCACGGAUGGGUAGGGUGGGUUGAAUCUAGGGGCGUCACGAUAUAGAGUUUUUGUGUUUUGAUUAUUGCUGUGUUUCAGAUGACAUCCCAGCAUUCUCUAGGCCAAUAAUAUUUAAUACAGAUAGAGGCAAGUUAAAAAAAAAUUGUAAAAAUGUGGGGUUUUAUUUGAAUAUAGCAAAUUCUUUGUGAGUUUACCCGUUUCUGGAUAUUUCAUGGCAAAGUACAAUGUAAUCAAUAGGAAAAAACUAAAAAACUGGCUAAGUGACCAGUUUUUCCUUUUUUUUUUUUUUUUUUUUUAGGAAUUAAUUUUUGAGAUUACACAAAUAAUCUUGACGUCCCUAGUUGAACCAAAUGCCAUAGUGGAAGCAGUGCAUUGUGGGUCUAAUUGGGCACCAUAAGGCAAAGCGCUGUUGAUCGGUGCUCUGUUGGGUCUAUAGAUCUCACCAAUCACAGAGAUGGGGCGGGCACACAGAUGGAAGGUGAACUAAGCACGAUAAGGGCAGAAUCCAUACUCGGCAUAUUUGCUGUAAAGUCCAUGCAGUUUAUAUUUUUUUUGUUUUCCAAUAAAGUGCAAGCUUCCACAGUCCCGUCUAUAU
Molecule: messenger RNA, 4866 nt
Organism: Periophthalmus magnuspinnatus
Lineage: Eukaryota; Metazoa; Chordata; Actinopteri; Gobiiformes; Gobiidae
Gene: picalma
Product: phosphatidylinositol binding clathrin assembly protein a
Exons: 24
Coding region: 206-2320 (704 amino acids)
Biological process (GO): clathrin-dependent endocytosis; synaptic vesicle budding from presynaptic endocytic zone membrane; clathrin coat assembly
Cellular component (GO): synaptic vesicle; clathrin-coated vesicle; extrinsic component of presynaptic endocytic zone membrane
Molecular function (GO): 1-phosphatidylinositol binding; clathrin heavy chain binding; SNARE binding
Source: RefSeq, a predicted model, not a curated record